CAGAAGCGCGUGACCGUUGAAGCUAUGGCGAUGAACCGGACCGGGUUAUGGAGCUCGUGUUCGGAUUACUGAACCGAGCCUGGAUCCUCACGGGACUUUCUGACUUGACGAAUGACAAGAGAAGCAAGAAGAUGGAGGAAAAAGCGCUGGAGGUGUAUGACGUGAUCCGGACGAUUCGUGAUCCGGAGAAGCCCAACACUCUGGAGGAGCUCGACGUCGUGACGGAGAAGUGUGUGAGUGUGCAGGAGCUCGGAGACGAGGAAUACCUCAUCAUCAUUAAGUUCUCUCCCACCGUCCCACACUGCUCUCUGGCCACGCUGAUAGGUUUGUGUUUACAAGUCAAACUUCAGCGCUGCCUGCCGUUCAAACACAAGCUGGAGAUUUACAUAACCGAGGGAACGCACUCGACCGAGGAGGAUAUUAACAAACAGAUCAACGAUAAGGAGCGCGUGGCGGCCGCCAUGGAGAACCCGAACCUGCGGGAGAUCGUGGAGCAGUGUGUUACUGAACCAGACGACUGACACACACACACACACAGAUCAUGUCUGAUGAAACUAGAAAACUAAGCCCAGCAGGACUUUUGCCAGAUGAGAAGUUGCCUGGAUGAAGCAAGAAGGUCUUUCCCGUUUGUUUGUUUGUUUGUUUCAUUCCUCAAGCUGAGAGACAACACACACACACUUCCUGGGUAAACAAUCAAAAUGUUGCAUCAACUCAUAAAAGAACACCUUUAAAGGUUCGUUCCCCUAAACAGACGAACCCUUAUGUUCCCAAACAUCAGACUUUCUGUGUGUGCAACGCGAGCUUCUGUUUUCAUAUAGUCAGAGGGGAUUUGACUAUGAACUGCUCAAGAAAGGCACUAAAACCACAUUAAAAUGAUCAUUUAUGAGCAAAAAAUAAAUAAAAAAUAAGACACCGACAAUAAUAUUUUAAGGAAACAAAGGCAAAUUUCACACUUAAGUUGCCGGGGACAUUCAGAUCCUGCAGAUUAUAUGUGAGAUGAACUAGUUUUUAAAGUUAUUAUUUCUUUUUUUGUGAUGGACAAUGAUGAGUUUGUAAAUAACUUGAUUUUAUAAGGGAAAAGUCUAUAUUUGUAGAACUCCGGGUGUUAUGAAUAAAACCUUUCUCGGAGAAGUGACGCGAGAAGCAUGUGUUUUUGCAGAUAUGGUUCCCAGGCUCAUGGAAAACAUGGAAAUAUUAACCAUGGGGUUUUAUAUAUGUGUGUUUUAUAGGCCUGGGGAAGUCAUUAACUUAAUAAAAUCAUUUUUAAAAAGCA
Pimephales promelas (fathead minnow) is the source of this 1273-nucleotide messenger RNA. RefSeq names its product cytosolic iron-sulfur assembly component 2A (gene ciao2a). NCBI's taxonomy places the organism in Eukaryota, Metazoa, Chordata, Actinopteri, Cypriniformes, Leuciscidae. The record is from RefSeq and is a predicted model, not a curated record.